AAUCACCAUGGCGUUGAAAGAGACUGUUGGGCUGUAUGAGACACUCAGAGCAGAGUGGAACAAGAAAAACCCAAACCUGAAUAAAUGUGGAGACCUUCUGACCAAACUUAAGAUUUCAUUACUGGAGCUGAACUUUUUACCUACCAGUGCGUCCGCUCUCACUAAGCAGCAGCUUAUUUUAGCUCGUGAUGUCCUUGAAAUUGGAGCCUUGUGGAGUAUCCUUAAGAAGGACAUCCCAUCCUUUGAGAGAUACAUGGCCCAGCUAAAAUGUUACUACUUUGAUUACAAGGAUGAACUGCCCGAAGCUGCCUACAUGCACCAGUUACUUGGACUAAACCUGCUCUUCCUGCUCUCACAGAACCGUGUGUCUGAGUUUCAUACAGAGCUUGAGAGACUGAGUGCACGAGAUAUUCAGACCAAUGUAUACAUCAGGCACCCAGUGUCACUAGAGCAGUACUUGAUGUUAAAUUGCAGUGAUGAGAUUGCAGGUUGCAUAGAGAAAGCAUAUGAACAGAUCCAGUUCAGUGAAGCCACCCGUGUGCUGUUCUUCAGUUCUCCAAAAAAGAUGACCGAGUAUGCCAAGAAGAGAGGAUGGAGUUUGAGCCCAGAUGGUUAUUACUCUUUCACCAGUCAGCAGCAGCGGACAGAGGAGGUGACCAUCCCUUCAACAGAGCUGGCACAACAGGUCAUCGAAUAUGCGCGACAGCUGGAAAUGAUUGUGUAAUCCGCCCCCAGGAACACACUCAACCAUGUACAAAGGCACUCAGACACACACGCAGCUGAUCCAAUAUACAUCCAGUCAGUACAAAUGCAGUUUCCGUGAGGAAUACGACUUCAUUUAUUGCCAGAGUGGUUGAUUUGUUGCCCAUACCUCAAAGAUCAAUCAGCAUCUAUUCUACCUGUAUUCUUACUUAUCUUCAGGUUUUUCUGUCUGGCAGUGUGCUGUCAUUUUUAAGGAUGGGGAACAAAACACACAACAGGUGACCAGUCUGUUCAGCAGCAGCAACUAUCUACCUUCAUUGAAGAAGUUCAAGAGGUUAAAUGUUACUUUUAAUUAUUUUAUCCAAGAUGCCAUCUGUCCAACAUUAAUGUUGAGCUUUUUAUUGGCCAUCCUCAACUGCUGACCAAAUACAAGAACUUCAGGUUCUAAUAUCCUUGGCCUGCAGCUCUUUUACAACUCCAAGAAAUUUCAUUACAUCACCCCCCUGUGACUUUGCCUUUCAGUGUCACACAAAACUAUGAACACAACAGAAAUUUUCCACAAAUCUGAGUAAACUCUUUUUGUAUACAAAGUUCAUUUUCUCCUUAGUCGAGCUCACAGAAAUGUAUUGCCCUUGCCUUGUAUCCUAGCAACUGACAGAAUUGCAAUUGAAGUUUGUGUUUUCUAGAUGGUAAUGCCUCUUCCUCCCUGUUUGGUUUGUAAUCCAGUUGAUCUUUCAGUGCAAAUCUUUGUCUAAAAUAAAUGAUUCAGAGACUAAA
Messenger RNA from Monopterus albus (swamp eel), 1479 nucleotides. It is a transcript of the gene psmd8, whose product is annotated as proteasome 26S subunit, non-ATPase 8. Gene Ontology annotation, biological process: proteasome-mediated ubiquitin-dependent protein catabolic process. The coding region runs from base 8 to 724 and encodes 238 amino acids. Gene Ontology annotation, cellular component: proteasome regulatory particle, lid subcomplex; proteasome regulatory particle; cytosol. The record is from RefSeq and is a predicted model, not a curated record. Lineage: Eukaryota; Metazoa; Chordata; Actinopteri; Synbranchiformes; Synbranchidae. The transcript is spliced from 7 exons.